Molecule: messenger RNA, 1842 nt
Organism: Zootoca vivipara (common lizard)
Lineage: Eukaryota; Metazoa; Chordata; Lepidosauria; Squamata; Lacertidae
Gene: SCCPDH
Product: saccharopine dehydrogenase (putative)
Biological process (GO): glycolipid biosynthetic process
Cellular component (GO): plasma membrane; lipid droplet; mitochondrion
Source: RefSeq, a predicted model, not a curated record
CGGCCCCGCCCCCUCCCCAUCGCCAGUCGAGGGUUGCAAGCCGUUGCGCAGCGCCUCUCCGCUUCUUCGCCUCGCGCUAUCUGAGCGCGGCGCCCUCUUCGCGUCCCCAUGGCGACCGGGCGGCCUUUCCAGGUGGUGGUGUUCGGGGCGUCGGGCUUCACGGGGCAGUACGUGGUCCAGGAGGUGGCGCGGGUGGCCGGCGAGGAUGAGCUGUGCGGCUCGCUGCGCUGGGCCGUGGCUGGCAGGAACCGAGAGAAGCUGCAGGCGGCGGUCGAUAAGGCGGCCGAGAAGCUGGGGAAGACAGAGCUGAAGUCAGAAGUUGGCAUAAUACUGUGUGAUGUCAGUGAUCCAUCCUCUCUUGCUAAUAUGGCUAAACAAGCUGCUAUUGUUCUGAACUGUGUAGGCCCAUACAGGUUUUUUGGUGAGCCUGUGGUGAAAGCUUGUGUUGAGAAUGGUGCAAGCUGUAUCGACAUCAGUGGAGAACCUCAGUUCCUGGAAGGAAUGUAUCUGAAUUACAAUGACAAAGCUGCAGAAAAAGGAGUAUAUAUUAUUGGAAGCUGUGGCUUUGACUCUAUCCCAGCAGAUAUGGGAGUAUUGUACACCAGAAACUCUUUGAAAGGUACACUAACUGCAGUUGAAAGUUUCCUGACUGUAAAAUCUGGACCAGAGGGUUCCUGCAUUCAUGAUGGGACCUGGAAAUCAGCUAUACAUGGCUUUGCAGAUCAAGACAGUCUGAAAAAAAUUCGAAGGCAAAUAGGACACAAACCCCUUCCAGUGACUGGAAGAAAGCUUAAGAGAAGAGGUGCAGUAUUCUACAGUAACGAACUUAAACAGUAUUCCAUUCCGUUCAUGGGAUCAGAUGUCUCUGUAGUAAAACGAACUCAGCGCUAUUUGCACACAGACCUGAAAGAAACACCUGUGCAAUAUGCUGCUUACGCGACUGUGGGUGGUCUUGGAUCUGUUAUUAAGCUAAUGUUUGCUGGCCUUUUAUUUCUAAUGCUUGUGAAAUUCAACUUUGGAAGAAAGCUCCUGCUAAAAUAUCCUGAAUUUUUUUCUGGGGGACAUUUCACAAAGGAAGGACCAACAGAAAAACAGAUGGAAGGGUCAUCCUUUGAAAUGACCUUUUUUGGUGAGGGAUACAGAACACAAGAAGAUUUACAACUGGGCAAACCAAAUGUUAAAAUCUGCACCCAAGUACAGGGACCAGAGGCUGGCUAUGUUGCUACACCUAUUGCAAUGGUUCAAGCAGCUGUGGUACUUCUGAAGGACAAGUCUUCUCUUCCUAAAAAGGGUGGUGUCUAUUCUCCUGGGGCUGCAUUCUCCAAUACAAAACUUAUUGACAGGCUCAAGCAGCAUGGAAUUGAGUUUUCUGUUAUUAGCCAGCCUGAAGUCUGAAACAAGAAAAAACAUCCUGAAGGCUGCAUGAUUAACAAUCUCCGUAUGGCACUUGUAUACCAAAAAGAUCAGCUACAAAUGGUUGCUACAUUUAAUAAAAUACUGACAUAAUCUUAUGUAAUGUGAAAACAUGUUUCAUAUUGUUGCUCGAAAUGGGAGUAAUACUGAACUUUUACUACUGGAAAUGAAUAGUGCUAAAUAGUGCUUUUUAGAAUCAAGGGCUUGACUGAACUAGCUGUGGUAACUAAAAAAACCAGUAAAACAUUACAACUACAGUAUUUUUAUUCAGAAUUGUUAAAGUUGACUUUACUAUAAAAUCUGUGCCUUAACCAAUUAACUCCCUAUGAAGAUCAGUAGUGAAAGUAAUGAAUAAGCAAAAGUGGCUUCAGUAAGUUUGAGUCAGUUGUGUGGGCAUUCCUUCAGACAGGUUUCCCCAGCCUGCUAUAC